Trichobilharzia szidati is the source of this 1239-nucleotide messenger RNA. The record is from the annotation of a GenBank genome assembly. Lineage: Eukaryota; Metazoa; Platyhelminthes; Trematoda; Strigeidida; Schistosomatidae.
AUGACGAAAAAUGUAGUUAAGCCUAUUCACUUACAUGUUCCUGGAGAUACACCGAUUCACCUUCACGUUAAUCAAAAAACCCAAGUAUCUCGACUUCCAGAAUCUGGAAAUGUGAAGCUAACUGACAUUGGUCCAUAUCAGGCACCGUGGGUGCCACCACCAGCGAAAACGAGUUCAGGUCGAUUUUCAUGUGAUCCAGCACGUCGUGUCACUAUAAAGCCUGACAGAAGAAAACACAGAUCACGCUCUGCAGAAUCAUUCAGUGAGAAUUUGAAUAAGGUUAGUACUGCUGAAUUAAACGAGGUCGAAUCUGACAAAGAAGUACCAAUUGAAUGUCCAAAAGAAUGUAUUUCAUGCAAAACAAUAUCUAAUGAAGAACAACUACUACACACUUCUGAUAAACUCAAAGAUACGCCAAAAUUGUGUACGCACACAUAUGGAAAUGGUAGAUUAUUUGAAGGGGAUAAACUAACCAAUGAGGCUUCAUUUUGCACUAGUUCAAUUCUAGACGAAUGGAUCAAGGAUUUGGAUAAUGCAAUUAGUCGUGUUGCAAAAUCAGCAAGAAAUAUUGUUGACUGUAUUGAACAGGUUGCAUAUGAAGGUAGACGUGUCGAUUCACACGAUAUGUUACGUCUUGUACAACCAAGAGAUGAAUUACUGCUACAAACUGAAAUUGCUGGACGCGCGGGACGAGAAUUAUGCCGAUGGGCGUCAAGUGUUCAGCAACAACAGAAUGAAAUUUUAGCCAAUCGAUUAUCUCAAACACAAACACGUGAAGCUAAUCUGAAUGCUGAAGUUAAACGCCUGACAGAAAAACUGGAUCGAAUGGAAAUCGACUUAGAAGUAGCUCAAAAACAAUUGAAUGAACAACAAAAUGAAAGUUUAAAGUAUAACACAGUUCAUGAAUCUAUGGAAAGCGUUAAGGGUCAUUUACAACGUCAACUACGACAACGUGAUUCGGAGUGUAGUCGAUUGUCUAUUCAAGUACGUAAUUUAGAAACACGUCUAGCUGAACAACAAGCUCAAAACCAAGUUCGGCUAGAAACAGCAGAAGCCAACUUAGAACGUAUGCGUGAAACAAAAGAAGCCUUGAAACGAGCUGCCAAAUCACAGAAACGUCGUGCAGAUGAGGCUGAAGAGGCGUUUCGUGAAAUCUCUCAUAAACUAGCUACUCAAGAGUCUAUUAUAGCCGGUUUUCGGGCUGAACAUUGUGAUUUAUUUUUAUCUUUAAGAUGUUAA